Messenger RNA from Sesamum indicum (sesame), 2334 nucleotides. It is a transcript of the gene RUS6, whose product is annotated as root UVB sensitive protein (Protein of unknown function, DUF647). The record is from RefSeq and is a predicted model, not a curated record. NCBI's taxonomy places the organism in Eukaryota, Viridiplantae, Streptophyta, Magnoliopsida, Lamiales, Pedaliaceae.
CCUCCUCCCUACACCAUCUGUGGUUCUUCUCUCUCUCUCUCUCUCUCUGUCUUUCUCUCUCUAGAGGAAGAAAGAAAGAAAAAGAAGAGCAGAGCAAAACAACAAAAUCAUAACAAGAAAAUCUCUCUCUUAAUCUCCGUUCACCUAAAUAUAGCGCUCUUCCAAAAUUCUUCCGCUCUCUCUCUCUCUACACACACACAUACAUAUACGUACAACAGCGUAUAUAUACACACCGUUGGUUUUUGCCUUCACCAGAGUUGAUCUUGAUUUUGCUGCAUUGUUUGGGUACAAUGAAGCUUAAGCACCCCUCCAAUUCCGCCUCCCAAACCCUGACAUCCUCCGACACGCGCAUGCUCGUCCGUGAGACGCUCCGCAUCAGCGCCAACCUUGCCUCGGCGCCUCCGCCAUCGCCCGCCGCGGGGGCUGUGGCGCCUCAGGACCGGACUUUGCUCCAAGAUUCUAGCUUUGGUGGGUUUGUGGAGGAUCAGUUUCUCGAUUCGAGCUUGAGGUUGAUUUGCUGCGAGGAGAUCGAUGGUAGACGGUGGCAAUACUUCGCGGAGAAUAAUAUUAGUGUCAGGAGUGGUGGUUCCAAGAAAUUGAAGAAGAAUUCUAUCCGCGCUGUUAGCUUGCAGAGUCCUCAGGCCCCCAUUGAUGAGUUGAUGGCGUUUAUAAGAUCCUAUGUCGUCCCAGAAGGUUUUCCAGACAGUGUCACUCCUUCUUAUGUGCCAUACAUGACAUGGAGAGCUUUAAAGCACUUCUUUGGCGGAGCAAUGGGUGUUUUCACAACGCAAACACUCCUAAGUUCUCUAGGAGUAUCCCGAAACAGAGCUGCACCAGGUGCUGUAGCUAUCAACUGGAUUCUCAAGGAUGGCGCGGGACGGGUUGGGAAGAUGCUUUUUGCUCGGCAGGGAAAGAAAUUUGAUUAUGAUCUAAAGCAGCUUAGGUUUGCCGGUGAUCUCCUAAUGGAGUUAGGAGCUGGAGUAGAGUUGGCAACUGCAGCUGUUCCCCAUCUAUUUCUUCCAUUGGCAUGUGCUGCCAAUGUGGCUAAGAAUGUUGCUGCGGUGACAUCGACUUCAACUCGAACCCCAAUCUACAAAGCUUUUGCUAAAGGGGAAAAUAUUGGUGAUGUGACUGCCAAGGGAGAAUGUGUGGGAAAUAUUGCUGAUCUGCUUGGUACUGGACUCAGCAUUCUGAUUGCCAAAAGGAACCCAUCCCUGUUCACCACUUUUGCUCUGCUUUCAUGUGGAUAUGUGAUGAGCUCUUAUCGAGAGGUGAAAUCUGUUGUUUUGCAUACAUUAAAUCGGGCACGAUUCACUGUGGCAGCAGAAUCCUUCCUGAAGACAGGGCGCGUUCCAAGUUUGCAAGAGGGAAAUUCAAUGGAAAAUAUUUUUGUUCCCCCAUGGAAACAACACAGACCUAUUGUUCUUGGGCCAAGAUUUAAAGAAGCAUUCCAAGACCCUAAUUCAUACCUUGCUGUGGAGCCCAUUUUUGAGAAAGAACGAUACAUCAUUACAUAUAAUCCUUCAAAGGGAAAUAUCUAUGCCUUGUUCAAGGAUCAAGCAAAGUCUGAUGAUAUACUGAAAGCAGCUUUUCAUGCUCAUGUGCUUCUUCACAUCAUUGAUACCUCCAGUCAGGACCAAGCUACCUAUAGAAAGAGAGAUCAUGAUCCUUCAGCUGGAUUGCCAACAUUGGGCGACCUUCAAUCACAUAUUGCAGAAUCGUAUAAGAUGGUAUCAGCUUUAUAUGGGCCUUUUAAAAACAAAGCUAAAGAUCAGGGGUGGGUUAUGUCAGAAUCACUACUUAAUCCCGGCAGAGCUCGACUAUGUGAAUUAGUCAGAUAAUAAGAUUCAUGUAGGUCUUUAAAUUUCUGUAAGAACUUGGAAGGAUUGGAAAGAUCUCUGGUUUACUCCCUUGUCUCUGAAUUGACUUGACUAUGCUUGGGGACUGGAUACAUAGGCAAGGCAAUGCUGUGGCGGGAUCAGGGAAACAUGUUUUCCUGGUGCCAAAGAACCCAGUUUUCUGCAUCGGACGCUAACAAAACUUGCUACUGGUGUUUGAACUGAUGUGUAAGAUCCUUAAGUGCCAUGAAGGCACAGUGAUAGAAUGAAUAGUCGACUAGAGUGGCCAAUCAAAUAGGUGCCGAUUUUAAAUUUGUCUAAGUAUAUCGUUGUUUUAUCAUAUGCAUGACUUGUCUGGUGCCUCAAAACCUCUUAAUGGUGAUGUAUAUUCAGUUUUGAUAUUUCUCAUUUUCCUCCAAUUUCUCUAUGUUAUCAUGCAUCCUUUUUGUAAUACUCAAGUUAUUCAUCAACUACUGGCUGGCUUUCUGUUUGUUUA